AAAUUAAAUAUGCAUGUUAGGUUUUCAAUAUCAAAUGGAUUUAUUUCCUUUUCCAUGUCCAAGAUGAACUUCGUUUCCCUUGCAAAAUCAAUCCCUGAAAAUCCCAAAGAUCAGAGAAGAAAACCCAUCAAACAAUUUUGUUUGAGAUGGAAGCUGAUGUUUCCAUUAUCAAAACCCUGUGUUUUCUCUCUGUAGGAAGCAAUAGUUUUGUGGGUUUUUCUUCGUUUUAAUUUUUACUUUUUGUGGGUUUUAUCAAAUUUGUGGGAUUUGGGUUAAAGAGAUGGUGAAAAGCCUGGGGCUGCUGUCCUGCUGCUCUUUUCUCUCUCUAAUGGUUUGUGUGGCUGUGGGCAACGUCUUGUUGAUUGGCAACAACGUCAGCUUGUCUUUCGAUGACAUCGAAGCCAACUUUGCUCUUGCAGUAAAAGGGUCGGGGGAAUGUGGCACGUUGUAUGUGGCGGAGCCUUUGGAUGCAUGCUUGCCCUUAGAUAAUAAGGUUAAUUCAACUGCAAAGGGCACUGGUUCCCCAUUUGUAUUGAUUAUUAGAGGAGGAUGUAGCUUUGAGGAUAAAGUUAGAAGAGCACAAUCUGCUGGUUUCAAAGCAGCCAUUAUCUAUGACAAUCUAGAUGCUGAUUUGGUGGCAAUGGCAGGAAAUUCAGCUGGUAUAAAAAUCCACGCUGUGUUUGUUUCCAAGGCGACAGGCGAAGUACUCAAAAAGUAUGUUGGUGUUAGCAACGUGGAACUGUGGAUACUCCCAAGUUUUGAGGACUCAGCAUGGUCAAUCAUGGCCAUAUCUUUUAUUUCCUUGCUUGCCAUGUCUGCAGUGCUUGCUACUUGUUUCUUUGUUAGAAGGCAUCGAAGAAGACGAGAAAGUCCUCGCUCUUCACAUGCUCAUGAAUUCCAUGGGAUGAGCAGUCGUCUUGUGAAAGCAAUGCCAAGUCUAACAUUUACAGCUGUUGUAGAGGAUAAUUGCACUUCAGCGACAUGUGCUAUAUGUCUUGAAGAUUAUACCAUUGGAGAAAAGCUCAGAAUACUGCCAUGUCGUCACAAAUUUCAUGCCUUGUGUGUGGAUGCUUGGCUGACCACAUGGAGAACCUUUUGCCCCGUUUGCAAGCGUGAUGCUAGAACUAUCAUAGGUGAUCCUCCAGCUUCGGAACGGACACCAUUACUUUCAUCAAGCCCCGCUUCCUAUGCUUCAUCUUCAGUGCUAUCAUCUUUCAGAUCAUCAUUAGCAUCAUCUUCAGCCAUACAAAUCGCCCCGCCUUCAUCUCAAUCCCCUUCAGUUUCUCGUAUCCAUUCCGUGGCUAGCACUCCUUAUCUGCAGCAGUCUUUUCAAACCUACCACCAAUCCCCUUACUUAAGUGCAAGCCGAAGCUCGUUAGACCUCAGAAAUGCGUCUUCCCAGAGAUCAUAUGCUUCCCAUUUGGUUUCUCCUCAUUCCACCGGCUACCCUUCUGUAUCACCGCUGAAUUCUAGAUAUAUGUCUCCAUAUAUCCCUAGUCCGGGCAAUGCUUCACCGCUGAAUUCUAGAUAUAUGUCUCCGUAUAUCCCUAGUCCUAGUCCGGGCAAUGCUUCACCGCUGAAUUCUAGAUAUAUGUCUCCAUAUAUCCCUAGUCCGGGCAAUGCUUCUAGUUAUUUUGGGUCAUCUAGUCAUCAACCACACCCGUUGCAUUGUAGCGAGUCAGCCACAAGCUUUUCUCCAUUUGCUUCUGCUCAAUCUCUUCCGGGAUGCUGAUUGAUUCAAGCUUUACUGUAUCAGAUCUUUGUGGAAGUUCUGCUGUAAAGAGGUGAAGACGUUGUGGCCGAGUUCUUUUCACCUCAACUGCAGUCCUUUAGACAUCCACUGUCAAUUGGUUCCAUCCGAUAGGGAAAAGUGAAUUGGUUAAUGCGAGAAUACUCCAAAGCUGAUGUGUUUCACUUGUUUGUACAGCAUAGCAUAGGGCUUGUGUUAAUUUGUUUGGUUAAAGGUGAUAAAUUAUGGCUCAUAUACUCGAGGUAUCUCAUAUUUCAUAGUACAGUGUAGUGGGUGUUUGAGUUUCAUGCUUUGGUUGUUUCUGUUUUGGUAAUUGGUGUACUGAAUUUAUUAUUGACCAGAA
Molecule: messenger RNA, 2093 nt
Organism: Rhododendron vialii
Lineage: Eukaryota; Viridiplantae; Streptophyta; Magnoliopsida; Ericales; Ericaceae
Product: receptor homology region, transmembrane domain- and RING domain-containing protein 2-like
Exons: 4
Coding region: 281-1732 (483 amino acids)
Source: RefSeq, a predicted model, not a curated record